Pecten maximus is the source of this 453-nucleotide messenger RNA. RefSeq names its product U3-aranetoxin-Ce1a-like. Bases 42 to 371 code for a protein of 109 amino acids. NCBI's taxonomy places the organism in Eukaryota, Metazoa, Mollusca, Bivalvia, Pectinida, Pectinidae. The transcript is spliced from 4 exons. The record is from RefSeq and is a predicted model, not a curated record.
GAUAAGGGGAUCUGUAGACUACCAUCACAUAGCAAUAUUCCAUGAUGGCGGCGAGUUUUGUCCUGGUGUUUUUGGUACUGUUUUCGUUUGGUUCAUCAGAAGGCUGUUAUUCACAACAAGACUGUGGGUCCAACGAAUGUUGUGUCUCCAACAAUCCUCCCAGGGGGAGACGAAUGUCCCUCCUAGAGGCCGGACACUGCCAAGCUAUGGGCCAACAAGGAGCACGAUGUCUGGUACGGUACGGAGGAGGCCUCACAACACCACCCUCUGAUAUCGUGUACGCAUGUCCAUGUGGUGCUGGGCUGAUGUGUAAAGGAAGCGGCUAUUUUGAAGUCCCGCUAGGCGAAUCGGGUGUAUGUACUCAUCACUAAAGACAGUGGACGGAUGGAAUGUUUAAAGCUUUAAUAAAACAGUCUGUAACUGUAUAGGAUAAUAAACAAUGUUUACGUUAAC